Molecule: messenger RNA, 2197 nt
Organism: Adineta steineri
Lineage: Eukaryota; Metazoa; Rotifera; Eurotatoria; Adinetida; Adinetidae
Source: the annotation of a GenBank genome assembly
AUGUUUUUAUUGAGUGUACUUCUCAGUUAUCUUUUUGGAUGUAUAUCAAUAAUUGCUUUGUUAGUAUAUUUAUAUGUAUAUUAUGGAUUGGAUUUACGAGAAAUAAUUGCUGAACGAGAACAAUAUCAAGAUUUUUAUCCAUUAUCUGAAAAUGAACAAUCGAAAAAUUCUACAAUUGAUACUGUAAAUUAUAUAAUGCAAUUUUUAUUUCAAGAAAUGAAAGAUACAUCAAGAAUAAGACGUUAUAUAACAAAUAAAUUAAAAAUUGAAUUUAAUGAAUUAAAAAAUACUCGAAUAGGAAAAUUAUUUCUACAAGAUAUUAUCAUACAAAGUUUUUCUCUUGGAAAAGAAUGUCCAGUACUUAGUGAUAUUCAAUUUGAACAACAAGAACGAGAUGAACGUGGUUUAAUUAAAGAAUUCGUAACUAAACUUCAUAUUGAUUAUAAAGAUGGAUUUUCUGUUAUGCUUGAUAUUAAACUUGCAUUUAAUCAAACAUGUCAAUUAUCUAUAAAAAUCAAACGUAUUCAAGGACGUUUACGUUUAGAAUUUCGACGUGAACCAUUUUCACAUUGGUUACUUGUUUUCCAAGAUGAACCAUUAAUUGAUUUAGACAUUAAAUCUUAUUUAUCUUCUCGUGAAAGUUCUCAACUCGCACAUAUUAUUGAUCAACGCAUACGCCAUACUAUACGACGUAAACAAAUAUGGCCUAAUUAUAAAAUUCGUUAUCGACCAUUUUUUCCAACUUCACAACAACCUUUAUCAACAGAAGCUUCAUCAGUUAUUAAUAGUAAUCUUAUACUCGGUAAAUUUCAUAUUGAAAUACAACAUUGUGAUCGACUUUCAAUUCCAUAUGCAAUAUUUAAUAAAGAAAAUUCGUCAUCAUUAUUUAUUUUUUUAACAAUUGGUAUAAAUAAACAAAUGUGUAAAGAUUACUUACGUCUUAAUCGUGAUCAGUGGAUAAAACAAGAAAUUGAAUUUAUACCGAAUGUACAUAAAAUUCGUCUCAAAGAAGUUUUAUAUAUGGAUCAUAUUGAAAUUUUGAUCGAAGAACUUGAUCCAAUACCGAAUGAAAUCGAAGAUUUAAACGCAUUUAAACAAGCUUUAGAAGAUAAAAAUAUUUUUUUACUUCAAAUCCAAAAUCAAGAAAUUAAACAACUGGAACAAACAAAUCUUUUAUUGAAGCCGAAAUCAACUAAUAAAAAUGAACGAAAAAUAAAAAUUCUAGUUGGUAUACCUUUAUUACAUUAUGUUCAAGUACCAUAUGUAAAUGAAACAAUAAAAACGGUAGAGAAUGAAGAAUUAUUAACUACAGCACAACAACCAAUUCAAGACGUUGAUCCAUCAAUAGAACAUCAAAAGAAUUCUUCUGUAGAUAUGAUAAAUUUAGUAAUGAUGAAUGCUGACAUGCUACCAGAAUUUCAAGCUAAAGCAACUCUUACUCGAAAACCUGCAACGUAUGUUGAAUUUGAGGAUAAAUUCGAAUUUCCAGCAAAUGAAAAUGAUCAAUAUCUUAAUAUUUGUUUAUGGUGUAAACCAACACUCGAUUUUGAUAUGCCAAGUAUGAACAAAAAACUUAUACUACUCGGCUAUGUAAGUUAUUAGAGUUAAUCGGACAUAUUAAUUCGUUUUUUAUGUCAUGCUUAUGUCGAAAACAAAUGUUCUUUUAAGAGACUAUCAAAUCUCGAUUAUGUAGAAUGUCAUAUUAAUGUACUCAAACCUAAAUAUAUUAUUUGAUUACUCAUAGAGUAUAAUUUAUCUAAUCGAAUUAAAAUUUAUCGUUGAAUAAAAAAAUUCUGUUUGAACACUGAAGAAUAUUUUCAAAAUACUAUAAUCUAAUGUUAAUAAAAGUCGUAACUCAGUGGGUUACUAUUAAUACUUAAAUAAUUUUACGGAUGAUACAUAUCCGUAUAGGCGUUGUGAGAUGUCUUAAAGUACUGUGAUUCAAUGAACAUGAGAAAAAAGUCAUUAUUGAAUAUUUCUCUCUCGGGGCAGUAGCGUAAGUAGGGAGAGGGGGGGGGGCGCGUGGGGCGCAUAACCCCCUGCAUCCGAAAACUAAUAGGAAAAAAGGGUUUGCGCCCCCCUACUUCUAGAAAGUUCACUUAUUUUGACUAUUGAAAUAGAAGAACUAGGGUUACGCACCCCCCCUGCUUUGACACCUGACUUACGCCCCUGCUCGAGGAAAAGAGCGGAAUCUGGA